AAAAUCAUGUUCUUAUUUAGAUUACGAAUAAAACGAAAACCAAGUCAAAAGUCUUUUUAAAAUCAAUUGAUUUCUCACAUUGACUUCAUGUAAUCAUAAAUUCACAAUCAUUUAACUUACGAAAAUUGAUUUUACUUGAUCAUCCGAUUAAUUACAACAAGAGAUGGCCUCAUCAAUUGAAAUAAUGGAAUCAAAUCUCACAACAUCAAAGAAUCAGGAGGAGAAAUGCGAGUUAAAGCCCGAAUUGGCCGAUUAUGGCAGUUUAAAAGACGAUGGCGAUUAUCCCAGUGGAGAAUUUGAGUUUAAAAAACCAGGUGCUUGGAAGAGCUUCGUGGUGAAGCUACGCAUGCUAACUGUUUAUCCAUUGCAACGUGUUCGCAAAGGCAGCGUUCUGAAUAUCAAAUUGCGCGGCAAGAUAACUGAUCAAGUGAAGGGUCGUUUCUCUUCAGGAUUAUCCCUACCUCAAAUCUGUGAAAACCUAAUUAAGGCAGCAUAUGAUCCUCGUAUAUCUGGUGUUUAUCUCCACAUUGAAACCCUGAAAUGUGGAUGGGCCAAAAUUGAAGAAACUAGAAGACACAUACUGGAUUUUAGAAAGUCAGGAAAGUUCAUUGUUGGUUAUGCACCUGUAUGGCAUGAAAAGGAGUAUUACAUUGCCUGUGCUUGUGAAGAGCUGUAUGCCCCUCCAAGUGCGUACUUUUCAUUGUAUGGUUUAACUGCUCAAGCAUCAUUUCUUGGAGGUGUACUUGAGAAAGUAGGAGUUGAACCACAAGUAGAGAGGAUUGGUAAAUACAAGAGUUUUGGUGAUCGACUAACUCGCAAGAAUAUAUCUGAAGAAAAUCGCGAGGUUCUUACAACAUUAGUAGAUAAUAUCUAUGGGAAUUGGGUCAACACGGUUUCUCAAUCCAAAGGAAAGAAAAAGGAAGAUAUUGAAAGGUUUAUCAAUGAAGGAGUUUACCAAGUAGAAAAGUUGAAAGAAGAUGGAUGGAUAACAGAUAUAAAAUACGAAGAUGAGGUUACAUCUAUGCUGAAAAAGAAAUUAGGCAUUGUGGAGAAGAAAAAACUUCCACUUGUUGCUUACAAGAAAUACUCAAGAGUUAGAAAAUGGAGCUUGGGAUUGACAGGUGGCAAAGAUCAAAUUGCAGUAAUCAGAGCUUCAGGUAGCAUUAGUCGUGUAGGAGGCUCAUUUUUUGAACCUAAUUCAGGCAUCAUUGCUGAGAAAUUCAUUGAGAAGAUUCGCAAAGUAAGAGAGUCAAAAAGGUAUAAGGCAGUUAUUAUCCGAAUUGAUAGUCCUGGUGGUGAUGUUCUUGCUUCUGACUUGAUGUGGAGGGAAAUCAGUUUAUUGGCUGAAUCUAAGCCUGUGAUUGCAUCAAUGGUUGAUGUUUCAGCUAGUGGAGGAUACUAUAUGGCAAUGGCUGCACAAAGUAUAGUCUCAGAGAAUCUUACUUUGACUGGGUCAAUUGGUGUUGUUUCAGCUAAGUUUAAUUUUGGGAAAUUAUAUGAAAGAAUUGGUUUCAACAAGGAAACCAUAUCAAAGGGACAAUUUGCUGACCUGUAUGCUUCUCAUCGGCCAUUCAGACCUGAUGAAGAGAAACUGUUUGCGGAAUCUGCCCAGAAUAUGUAUAAACGAUUUCGUGACAAGGCAGCAGCUUCAAGAUCCAUGAGUGUGGAAAAGAUGGAGGAGAUUGCUCAAGGGAGAUUAUGGACUGGUGAUGAUGCUGCUUCAAAGGGUUUAGUUGAUGCAAUUGGAGGCUUCUCACGUGCUGUGGCUAUAGCCAAACACAAGGCCAAAAUACCUCAACACAAAAAGGUUAGAUUGGUUGAGGUGUCGAAACAAUCACUUUCUUUACCACAAAUCCUGUUCCGCAUGAUGACAUCAGCAACGGGACUACAUCAACUACAUGAUGGCUUCACAUCGGGUGAUGGGGUGCAAGCGCGUAUGGAUGAUGGGAUCAUGUUUCAGGGAUCAGAAGGAUCUUUGCUUGCAGUUGCAGACCCUAUUUUAAAUCUGCUGAAAGACUACCUGAAUUUUGUUUGAUCUUAAGUGAUGGGGCACUUGGUAUAUUUUCCUUGUUACACAUUAAUCUGUAACUCUUCAUAAAACCUUAAUUAAUAAUCUUGAAAACGUAAAAGAAACUAUUCAAAAGAAAUAAAAAGGGUUUCAUGCAUCA
Molecule: messenger RNA, 2168 nt
Organism: Lactuca sativa (garden lettuce)
Lineage: Eukaryota; Viridiplantae; Streptophyta; Magnoliopsida; Asterales; Asteraceae
Product: serine protease SPPA, chloroplastic
Cellular component (GO): membrane
Molecular function (GO): peptidase activity
Source: RefSeq, a predicted model, not a curated record